GGCGCCAGCUUCCUGCCGCCUGCUCGCCAGUGGAGUCUCGAACUGCGUGCAGUCAGCAGGUGACAUUAUUACGUCUCGCACUUCGACAGCCAGACUACCCGGGAGUCGCCAGCCAACAUGUCCAAGCCGCUGACAGACCAGGAGAAGAAGAAACAGAUCUCGGUUCGAGGUUUGGCCGGCGUCGAAAACGUCGCGGAGCUCAAAGUCAAUUUCAACCGACAUCUUCACUUCACGCUGGUCAAGGACAGGAAUGUGGCCACCAAGCGGGACUACUACUUCGCGCUGGCCAACACCGUCCGAGACCACCUGGUGGGCCGCUGGAUCCGCACGCAGCAGCACUACUAUGAGACGGACCCCAAACGGGUCUACUAUCUCUCCCUGGAGUUCUACAUGGGCCGCACAUUGCAGAACACCAUGGUCAACUUGGCCUUGGAGAACGCCUGCGACGAGGCCACCUAUCAGCUGGGCCUAGACAUGGAGGAGCUGCAGGACAUCGAGGAAGAUGCGGGUCUAGGCAACGGCGGUCUGGGUCGUCUGGCUGCUUGCUUCCUGGACUCCAUGGCCUCUCUGGGUUUGGCUGCGUACGGAUACGGAAUCCGCUACGAGUUUGGUAUCUUUAAUCAGAAGAUUGUGGACGGGCGACAGGUGGAGGAGGCCGACGACUGGCUGCGUUACGGCAACCCCUGGGAGAAGGCUCGGCCCGAGUACAUGCGCCCUGUCCACUUCUACGGACGAGUGGAGCACACGGCCGAGGGCAUCAAAUGGGUAGACACGCAGGUGGUCCUGGCCCUCCCGUACGACACCCCCGUGCCAGGAUACAGGAACAACAUCGUCAACACCAUGAGGCUGUGGUCUGCUAAGGCUCCGUGUGACUUCAACCUCCAAGACUUUAACGUUGGUGGCUACAUUCAAGCGGUGCUCGAUAGGAACCUGGCUGAGAACAUCUCCAGGGUCCUCUACCCUAACGAUAAUUUCUUUGAGGGCAAGGAGCUGCGUCUGAAGCAGGAGUACUUUGUAGUCGCCGCCACACUUCAAGACAUAAUUCGCCGAUUCAAAGCUUCUAAGUUUGGCUCCACCGAGUUUGUGCGCAUGGAUCUGUCGGCGCUGCCCAAAAAGGUGGCCAUCCAGCUGAAUGACACACAUCCUGCUUUAGCCAUCCCUGAGCUGAUGAGGAUCCUGGUCGAUGUUGAGAAACUCGCUUGGGAGAAGGCGUGGGACAUCGUGGUGCGUACAUGUGCCUACACCAACCACACCGUUCUGCCUGAGGCCUUGGAGCGCUGGCCGGUGGAUCUCUUCCACAACCUGCUGCCUCGUCACCUGGAGAUCAUCUACGAGAUCAACAGGAGGCACCUGGAGCGCAUCACUAAGCUCUAUCCCGACGACGCUGACCGCGUACGCCGCAUGUCCCUCAUCGAGGAGGGGGACGUCAAGAAGAUCAACAUGGCUCACCUGUGCAUCGUGGGGUCGCACGCCGUCAACGGAGUAGCCCGCAUUCACUCUGAGAUCAUCAAAAGCACUGUCUUCAAGGAUUUCUACGACAUGGAUCCUCACAAGUUCCAGAACAAGACCAACGGCAUCACACCGAGGCGCUGGCUUCUUAUGUGCAACCCAGGACUAGCCGAUAUCAUCGCCGAGAGAAUUGGCGAGGACUACAUCAGGGAUCUUGACCAGCUGAAGGGGCUUCUGGACUUUGUAGACGACGACGCCUUCAUCCGUGACGUCGCCAAAGUCAAACAAGAGAACAAGAUCAAGUUUGCCGCCCACCUUGAGGAGCACUACCGCGUGAAGAUCAACGCCAGCUCCAUGUUCGACGUGCAGGUGAAGAGGAUCCACGAGUACAAGCGGCAGCUGCUCAACUGCCUGCACAUCAUCACGCUCUACAACCGCAUCAGGAAGGAGCCCAACAAACCUUGGACCCCGAGGACCGUCAUGAUCGGAGGAAAGGCGGCGCCAGGUUACCACAUUGCCAAGCUGAUCAUCAAGUUGAUCACAUCAAUCGGCGACGUGGUCAACAACGACCCAGUGGUGGGAGAUCGUCUCAAGGUCAUUUUUCUGGAGAACUACAGAGUCACUCUUGCAGAGAAAGUCAUCCCGGCGGCUGAUCUGUCCGAGCAGAUCUCCACGGCCGGCACCGAGGCGUCCGGCACGGGCAACAUGAAGUUCAUGCUGAACGGCGCCCUCACCAUCGGCACCAUGGACGGCGCCAACGUGGAGAUGGCGGAGGAGGCCGGCGAGGAGAACUUCUUCAUCUUUGGCAUGAGGGUGGACGACGUGGAGGCUCUGGAGAAGAAAGGCUAUGAUGCGUUGGCGUACUACAACCGCAUCCCUGAGCUGAAGCAGGCUAUGUCUCAGAUAGCAGGAGGCUUGUUCAGCCCGCAACAAGUGGACCUUUUCAAAGAUCUGGUCAACAUGCUGAUGCACCACGACAGGUUCAAGGUGUUUGCAGACUACGAGGCGUACAUGGAAUGUCAGGAGAAAGUGAACGUACUCUACAAGAACCCUAAAGAGUGGACCAAGAUGGUGAUCCGGAACAUUGCCGCCUCUGGUAAAUUCUCCAGCGACCGCACCAUUUCCCAGUACGCCAGGGAGAUCUGGAACAUCGAGCCCAGUUUGGAGAAGCUGGGCGCCCCAGAUGAUCCCCGCUAAAGUGCACGCAGACUCCCCCAGCCCCGCCCACUUCUAACGCACCCCCAAACCCCUGCGCAGUUCUUUUAUAAAGCUUGUUAGCAUUCACUGUGUAGCACUAAUCCAUGUAUUCAAACAUGUGUUGUGAAUGCGUUUGGGACCACAUUGCCUUUCCCUGCCCAUUAAGCCUUUUAAAAACAGUCCAGAACGCCGAGUGUACUCCACUGUGAUGUGUCUACUGUAGGUCUUCCAUGGAGGACGACGUGAUUUCCUGCUGUCUUCUGGUGUCCCUCGUUUAAUGCAUGUGGCUGUCUAUCCCUCACGUGUGUGUGUCUGUAUUUAAUCCCAGUACUGUAAUACUAAACUGUCUCUUGGUCAAUAAAUGACAAAAUUAGUCGA
This is a messenger RNA of Nerophis lumbriciformis (worm pipefish), 3024 nucleotides long. RefSeq names its product glycogen phosphorylase, muscle form. The record is from RefSeq and is a predicted model, not a curated record. Gene Ontology annotation, molecular function: pyridoxal phosphate binding; glycogen phosphorylase activity. Gene Ontology annotation, biological process: glycogen catabolic process. Lineage: Eukaryota; Metazoa; Chordata; Actinopteri; Syngnathiformes; Syngnathidae. Gene Ontology annotation, cellular component: cytoplasm.